AUGUCGUCAAACGGUACCAAGCUAUCCUUCUCCUUUACCCCUUCUUCAUCAUCCACCAAACUCCCUACCAACGGUAACAGUCAUGGUGCCGGUCCAUCCUCAGCACCCAAAUCCAACCUCGAAUUGCUCAUGGCGAAAUCCAAGCCACCUGCACAGUCUUCUAAACCCACAACAACAGCAGAUACCAAAAAAGGAUUCUCAUUCGACGAUGAAGAUGAUGACAAUGACAAUCAUUACGGCCCAAGCAAAAAUGCCUUGGCUGGACCAUCCAAAUCGACGUCUUCUUCAAAGAAAGCACCAGUGGCUCAGACGAAUCUUCUCUCUCGAUCGGAACGCAAAGCAUUGAAGAUGGCAGAAUCGAUCGAUCAAUCGAUAUUCGACUAUGACGAGCACUACGAAUCGAUGAAAUCAUCUGAGCGAGCUCAAGAACAAGCUAGGAAAAAGGAAGCGGAAGAACGUAAACCGAAAUAUAUCGAAUCGUUCUUGGCGUCCGCACAAACUCGUCGAUUGGAUAAACUUCGAGCUGAAGAGAAGGCAUUGCAGAGGGAGAGGGAGAAGGAAGGUGAUGAGUUUGAAGAUAAGGAGAAGUUCGUCACGGAGAAUUACAAGAAGCAGAUGGAGGAGGUCAGGAAGGCUGAAGAGGAGGAAAAGAAAAGAGAAGAGGAACUACGUAAAACCCGAUCUGGCCCAGGUCUAACAGCCUUCUACAAAUCGAUGUUGGAAUCUUCCGAAGCUGAGAACGCUGCCGCCGUCGCAGCUACCUCUGGACCAUCGAGUGUAGCAGGUCAGGGACCUUCAUUGGCAAUCCGACCUCCUAGUGGACCAACAAACAAACAGGAAGAAUUCGAUGAUGAAGAAGAGUACGAUCCAUUGUUAGCUAGAGAAGCUAAAGCUCAAGCUCAAGCUCAAGCUCAAUCAAUUCAUGCAGAUACCAGGAGUAGUAGCGGAAGUGGAAAAAAUAGGAAUCCAGAUGUGGAGAUUAAUGAUGAAGGUGAAAUAGUAGAUAAACGAUCAUUACUCAAAGCUGGUCUUAACAUAACCAAGAAACCCAAACCACCUGCAUUACCCAACUCAUUAUUAACUGGGCAGAGAAGCGGAGAAGUCAAUGAGGGACCAUACAAGUCUCGAGCGGUGGGUACUGCCGCUACUUAUUCAGAGAGGAUGGAGAGGGAACGAAGGAGGUUAGCGGAUCAGAUGAGGGAGCAGGCUGAAAGGAAGCGCAGGGAAGAAGAAGAGAAAUUGAAAGCUGAAGAGGAGGAAGCUAGAAAGAGAAGAGAGGGGGAUAAUGGUGAUGCGGAGAGAAAGAGGCAGGAAGCUAGAGAGAGGUUUUUGGCUAGAAAGAGACAGAGAGAAGAGGAUGAGAAACUGCAGAAGGACAAAAAGGCUCGAGAGGAAUGA
This is a messenger RNA of Kwoniella mangroviensis CBS 8507, 1398 nucleotides long. RefSeq lists its product as uncharacterized. The record is from RefSeq and is a predicted model, not a curated record. Lineage: Eukaryota; Fungi; Basidiomycota; Tremellomycetes; Tremellales; Cryptococcaceae. The coding region runs from base 1 to 1398 and encodes 465 amino acids. The transcript has 2 exons. Gene Ontology annotation, biological process: regulation of alternative mRNA splicing, via spliceosome.